This is a messenger RNA of Argentina anserina (silverweed cinquefoil), 979 nucleotides long. Its product is annotated as peroxidase 55-like. NCBI's taxonomy places the organism in Eukaryota, Viridiplantae, Streptophyta, Magnoliopsida, Rosales, Rosaceae. Gene Ontology annotation, biological process: hydrogen peroxide catabolic process; response to oxidative stress. Gene Ontology annotation, molecular function: peroxidase activity; heme binding. The coding region runs from base 113 to 979 and encodes 288 amino acids. The transcript is spliced from 3 exons. The record is from RefSeq and is a predicted model, not a curated record.
CAUCUAAUCAUCUCUCUAUAUAUAUAGUUACAUGCAUAUAUGAGAAUUAAGUCCUAACUUUACCACGAAUAGGCCGGAGAGAGCUUGUAAUCGAUCAGUAAAGAGCUCAAGAAUGGAGGUGGGGAGAGGGUUACUGUUAAUAGUGGUUAUGGUUUUGAUGAUGAUUGAUAUGCAGGGAUGUGGAUCACAAGCACAAUUAGUUGAAAAUUUUUACAGCUCCAGUUGCCCAAACGUUGAAUCCAUAGUGAAGCAGGCGGUCUCUAAAAAAUUUAGCCAAACCUUCACAACUAUUCCGGCUACUCUCCGACUCUUUUUCCAUGACUGCUUUGUCGAGGGAUGCGAUGCCUCAGUCAUGAUAUCAUCACCAAAUGGAGACGCAGAGAAGGACUCGUCGGAUAAUCUUUCAUUGGCCGGAGAUGGGUUUGACACCGUCAUCAAGGCUAAGCAAGCCGUCGAAGCGCAAUGCCCUGGCGUCGUUUCUUGUGCUGACAUUUUGGCACUUGCUACCUGCGAUGUUGUAGUUCUUGGUGGAGGUCCGGACUUCAACGUAGAAUUGGGACGUCGGGAUGGACUAGUCUCCAAAGCCUCAAGGGUGGCGGGAAACUUGCCUGAACCAGAAUUUGAUCUGAAACAACUCAACACCAUGUUUUCCAAACACAGCCUCACCCAAACCGACGUCAUUGCAUUAUCGGGAGCACAUACUCUAGGGUUUUCACACUGUGACCACUUCGCCAACCGCUUGUACUCAUUCUCGUCAUCCUCCGCCGUUGACCCGUCGUUGGAUCCCGACUAUGCUCCUGAAGCCUGGAUCAAGUACGCACGACUACAUCGUAUGCAUAUAAUCAAUUUAUGUAGCAAAUAUGUAUGGCUCUGGAAGGUCGCCACUCGCCAGUAUCGAAAAUCCAUUUUCAUUUAUAUUUAUAUCUGUCGAAAGAAAAUCUAUAUAUAUGAGAAGUCGUCACAAUUACCACGAGGUUAG